Molecule: messenger RNA, 802 nt
Organism: Saccostrea cuccullata (small rock oyster)
Lineage: Eukaryota; Metazoa; Mollusca; Bivalvia; Ostreida; Ostreidae
Product: temptin-like
Exons: 3
Coding region: 43-549 (168 amino acids)
Source: RefSeq, a predicted model, not a curated record
UAAGUCAGGACAUCGCGACAUAUCGUCAUUCGCCAGUUAAACAUGUUGAAGUUAACAGUUCUUUGUGUUUGUGUUGCAACAAUUUAUGGAUAUCCUAGCUUCCUAUCCUAUAUUCCAAAUGGGCACAUGGUACCAAACCCUUGUCCGGGCUAUGAAGGCACGUAUUGGACUCUAGUGGGACACCGAUUCCCAGUUCGUAGGCAAUUCUUUCAAGAACAAUCAGACAUAAGAAAGAAACUUGUUGCCCAGGGAUUGAACGCUAUGGACAUGAGUGUUUCGCUUCUGAACCUCUUCGGAGAGGCUUUUAAGAACGCCACUUUUAGCUGGCUUAAGAUAUGCCAGGAAGACUCUGAUGGCGACGGUCUGACAAACGGACAAGAACUGGGCGACCCAAAUUGUGAGUUCCCAGCACCAACAGCAAGGCUAGUCAACCCAAUGGGACACCCAGGAAUAUGUGACAAUACUCAAGCUGAUAUGCCAAAUUGCUUAGCUCCAAAAGCUGACAUUUGCCCCAAGGCACCAGUUCGAAAUUCUUUACCAGUCGUGUGAAGUUGAUCACACAUAGAGGGGGAAUGAGGCGAAUGGAAAAGCAGUGUUUUAUAUGUAUAAAGACUCUUUGAAUUCUUGUCAAUGUUGGGUAAUUGAGUUCAAUGAAUAUUCUGGAUUAUACAGAAUUGAUAAUACAUACAUUUUUUAUUAAUAAGAAUACAUAUUGAAACAUUAUUUUAACGUUGAAGUUUACAGUUAAAGGUUAAUUGUAAUAGAAGUUGUGUUUGUGAAUAAAUGCCAUUAUAAAAACGUA